UGCGACGCGUUGCUCGGUCUCUCCCUCCCUCCCAGGCCUGAAUGCGGCCGGGGCCGGGCUGGCUUCUGUUCCCCCCUUCCCGAGCCGGGCUCCCCGCAAGGCGACGGGGCCCCAUGUGAGGAAGACGGCGGCGAGAAGAUGACCUCGAGGAGAUGGUUUCACCCAAACAUCACUGGCGUGGAGGCAGAGAACCUGCUCCUAACACGAGGAGUUGAUGGCAGCUUCCUGGCCCGGCCCAGCAAAAGCAACCCGGGGGACUUCACCCUUUCGGUUCGACGGAAUGGCGCAGUCACCCACAUCAAGAUUCAGAACACGGGAGACUACUAUGAUCUGUAUGGAGGAGAAAAAUUUGCCACCUUGGCGGAGUUGGUCCAGUAUUACAUGGAACACCACGGGCAGCUCAAGGAGAAGAACGGCGAUGUCAUUGAGCUGAAGUACCCCCUCAACUGUGCUGACCCCACGUCCGAAAGGUGGUUUCAUGGUCAUCUUUCUGGGAAAGAAGCAGAGAAGCUGUUAACAGAAAAGGGGAAACAUGGGAGCUUUCUAGUCCGUGAGAGCCAGAGCCAUCCUGGAGACUUUGUCCUCUCCGUCCGGACGGGGGAUGAUAAAGGAGAGAGCAACGACGGGAAAUCCAAAGUGACGCACGUCAUGAUCCGGUGCCAGGAGAUGAAAUACGACGUUGGUGGUGGGGAGAAGUUUGACUCAUUGACGGACCUCGUCGAGCAUUACAAGAAGAACCCCAUGGUCGAAACGCUGGGCACCGUCCUCCAGCUGAAGCAGCCCCUCAACACCACCCGCAUCAACGCAGCUGAGAUCGAGAGCCGUGUGCGGGAGCUGAGCAAGCUGGCGGAGACCACGGACAAAGUGAAGCAGGGCUUUUGGGAAGAAUUCGAGACUCUCCAGCAGCAAGAAUGCAAAUUGCUGUACAGCCGGAAAGAGGGGCAGCGGCAGGAGAACAAGAACAAAAACCGCUACAAAAAUAUUUUGCCCUUUGAUCAUACCAGAGUUGUCCUCCACGACGGAGACCCAAAUGAGCCUGUUUCUGAUUAUAUAAAUGCCAAUAUUAUCAUGCCGGAGUUUGAGACCAAGUGCAACAACGCCAAGCCCAAGAAGAGCUACAUUGCCACUCAAGGCUGCCUGCAGAACACCGUGAACGACUUCUGGCGGAUGGUGUUCCAGGAGAACUCCCGCGUGAUCGUCAUGACCACGAAAGAGGUCGAGCGGGGAAAGAGCAAGUGCGUGAAGUACUGGCCGGACGAGCACGCCCUGAAGGAGUACGGCGUGAUGCGUGUCCGGAACGUCCGGGAAAGCGCGGCUCACGAUUACACGCUGCGAGAGCUGAAGCUUUCGAAGGUCGGGCAGGGCAACACGGAGCGAACAGUUUGGCAGUACCACUUCCGGACCUGGCCUGACCACGGCGUGCCCAGCGACCCCGGCGGGGUUCUGGAUUUCCUGGAAGAGGUUCACCACAAGCAGGAGGGCAUCUCCGACGCUGGCCCGGUUGUGGUCCACUGCAGUGCCGGAAUCGGUCGGACUGGGACUUUCAUCGUGAUCGAUAUUCUCAUCGACAUCAUCCGAGAGAAAGGCGUGGACUGUGACAUCGACGUCCCGAAGACCAUCCAGAUGGUGCGGUCCCAGCGGUCAGGGAUGGUGCAGACGGAGGCGCAGUACCGGUUUACGUACAUGGCUGUGCAGCACUACAUCGAGACGCUGCAGCGCAGGAUCGAGGAGGAGCAGAAAAGUAAGAGGAAAGGCCACGAGUACACCAAUAUCAAAUACUCUUUAGCGGACCAGGCCGGUGGAGACCAGAGCCCUCUCCCGCCGUGCACUCCGACUCCGACCUGUCCCGAGAUGAGAGAAGAGAAUGCCAUGAGAGUCUAUGAAAACGUUGGUCCGAUGCAGCAGCAGAAGAGCUUCAGAUGAGAUGCCUUGAGAGGAGAACCGAAAUACCAUUUUUAAAAAAAUAAGAGAGUGAAGCGGAAGCGACCUGAGACGCGCCCCACGAUGAGUGGACUUUGACAGCUGCAUCGAGCCUCUUUCUAUUUAUGGUGUUUUAACCCUUCAGUAAUAAGCAGAACUUUAAAGACCAUCUUUCACAGAAACCCUUCACGCCUUUCCUUCAAAGUCUCUGAUUUCUAUCAUGGCUGAUUUGAUUUUAGUUUUGUUUCCAUGCUUGAACACAGAAGGUUCUUUUGCCACCAGCACAGACCAAUACUCUGUUGUACUUGAAAAUCCACUCUCCUCUGGAUUUUAGAAGUUUUUAAGCUGGAUCAAUUUGAAACAAAAACACUGCUUGCCCUUUAAGACAAAAGCGAGGUCAGGUCAGAAAGCGAAGAAAUCAGCUAAGCUCGUCAGGAGCUUGGUCCCCAGGGCCUGUUGAUCAGCCCACUUGAUCAACCAUCCCAUCCUUCUUGUGUUCCGUGUUUGUUCUGGAAACGAAGAUGCUUUUCUACAACUUCCCGUGAUACUUUUUUCUCCAGGUUCAGCUGGUUUGUUCCCUUGGGCAGCUGCUGGGUGCUGUUGUCCGAAGGUAUGUGCAGGUGAUGGGGAGGAGGGGGAGUUCCGUGGACUCGGCGGUGGCGUGGCUUGGACACUCGUGUCGGUGGCGUCUCGGGCCCUCGCCCAGCUCUCUCUGCCUGUUUGCCCUCGUGGUCUACAGAGCGUCUUCUCUGUUCAUGGCCUUCUUGUGAGCAUCCGCUCGGGCGUCCAGCUGGCUGCUGUGGAGGUGAAGCCUGCCCUCCAUUUAAAUGGGAAAAUCGGGUGCGGCAUGCUCUUCUGGCGGGCCUCACCCUCCACCCUCUGACCAGCCUCCUUAAAAACGGGUGGGCGGUUGGGUUUUGUGGCCGCAUUGCAUGGCAGGAGCAUUCCGAGGCGUCACAAGCUCUUCUUGUCCGCGCGUUCCGUUAGCUGUGACAUUCUGUAAUGCUCUGCCUUCUUCCUCCAAGUGCCUUGUCCCCCGUCCACCGGCAGACUCGAUGUCAUCCUCGCCGGGUUGCUUGUCUUCCCUCCCUCCCUGAGCUGCUCCCACUGCGAAAGGCGGCGCUAAACUGCUCUGGCCAGACCCCGUCUCUGGGUGGGAAGCGUUGGCCGUGCUUCCGGGCCUGCAGGAGCGUGCAGACCUGCCUUGGCUUGCCAGCUGCACGUGAGCCAUGUCGCAACGGGUUCCUGCCGCCUUCCUGCCCAUGGUGGGUGGUGGUGAGGACGGGUUCUGAAGGGCUGCCGCGUCCUCUGAGCCCGUGCGGGCGAGAGAGCCUGUCCGGGGGAAGCUUGGUGGGGGAGCUGUCGGGCUGGGUUAGUGAGGUCUCUCCUGGGAGAGUCGGAAACCUAAUGCUCAGGUGGUGCCGCGACAUUUGGCCUUCGCGGGCCGGGCUGCUUGCAUAUCACGCCUGAAUGACAGAAAUGAAAGCUCUGCAUGCGGAGAAGGUGCGUUCGGGGCUCUGAGUCGUGCGAACUGGCGCAGUCUCUCUUUCUUUGAAUGGCUGUUUCUGCAGUUUUGCUCCCUUCCGUGGUUAUUUCUGGCUCCGCGCAUCCUUGGAAGGGCGAAGGGGCUGAUGCCAGAGAUCGUAUCCAUCCAUCCCUCCCUGCCUGCUUUCAAGCCGUUUCACAGCCUUGUGAUCUCAAAGCUUGUCCCUUUUGGGUUAUUUUCGGAGAGUCGGUUUCUCGGGAAACUGAGUUCUGGCCCUACCCCGCAUCGCUCCAAAUGGCAUCGCACGGGCAGCCCUGCUUGCCGCGGGUCCCAGAGCCAAGCGGACGAGGGUGUCCCGAGCCCCCUGCUGCUCCAGCUGGGUAGCCUUUUUCAUCGUGCACCUUGCUUCCAGACUCGGGAACGCCCGUCCCGCACUUUGCCCGAUGUCUUUCGCCUCGCCUCGAAGCGGCCUGCCCGCGGGCUGCGUGCCCCACACCGGCUUUUCCCGCUUGCCCUCGCGGCUGCCCUCCCUCAUCCCCAGCACCGCAGGGGGUCCCCUGUCCGGCUCAGCGGUGGCAGCGGCCAAGAGGCCGGGCCCGGCCGAACGAGUGCCGAUGGAACGGGGGGUGGGGUGGGAAAGCUCUGGGCGAGCCCCAUCGGUUUGCCCUGCCCAGCGGAGUGAAGGCUGGCCGUGCUGUCCGUUUGCCCGCAGGGAGGUAGCGGGAGCGCUCGGAGAGACCCUCUGCCCCACGGCUGGCGGAAGUGCGACCACCGGCUUCCUCCGCCCGCAGCCCCUUUGCUGCAGUGGCCUUGCCCUGCAGUGCGGUUCCUGGAGCGCAGCCUGCCCUGGAAAACACUCCUGCGAGUACACGGUGGCCGCCAGAAAUGCUCUCCCCCAGCCACGGGAGGGACAGACCCCAGGCCGAGGGCACUGCCCCACUGGAGCGCUUGCUGCUUCUGGCAGGAGCCGUGCGGGCAAGACUGCGGCCGCACCGAGGACGCUGUGCUCGGCGGCAGGUGGCUCAGUUCUGGGGGAGGGCGCCCCCCACGUGUCCUCGGAUUUGCUGGCGUUGCGCUGGCGACCUGCGUUUGUAAAGUCCCAUGUGGUGCCUUUCUGGGGGGCUGCUGGGAAGAGACAAGUGUGAAGCCCGGGGUCCUCACCUGGGCACUUCAGCCCCAGUUUGGAGAGGGUGCCCCCGGGGGAGGCGCAGAAACGCUGUUCUCUUUUACUGGUCGUGCCAGGACCUUCGGCGUGCGAGUCCCAGCGAGUCCCCAGAGCGGCCUCUCGCCACCCAGGUGUUCUGGCCGGCAACCCCUGCGGCCCCUGGCCAUCGGGGACGGCUGCUCUGGAAUGCCCGCGUCUCGUCCUGCGAUGCCUUUUUCGGAAGAAAGCCGUCCUGAGCUAGGGAGAGCACAGGGGUGGUUGCCGGGUUGGGUCUCCCUCUUCUGGUGGCCCCUCCCGUUGGGUCACCCACAGAAGGAGUGCUCAGGCUGAAGGGCGCCCCACACCUGCCCCCUCGAGUUGAUGAACCUGGUGCAUUUUUUAAAACAAACCAGCCUCUACCAAAAACAAGCGUAUUAGAGGCAUGGAACUCCGCUGUGAGCAGGACUGAAUACAGGGAAAGGGGAUGCGGCCCUGUCCCCAGCAAACUGGCCGGUCUGAGUUUCAGUUCGUGGCUGUCCAGGAUGCAGGGAUGGGGCACUCGCUUCUCCCCCUGCCCCCGGCCGCCUCUCCACAACCCAGUUGUUGCUGCUGGAGCUGGAGCGAAAAGGCGCCAACGCAAAAAGGAGCGCCCACGGCCUUUGCUGGGUUGUGGUUUGGGGCAGGGGGAAAUGUUUGCCCCGCGCGGAACUGGCAAAGCCUCUUCUCCUUGCCUUGCUUGUUUUCUGCAAGCUCCGUGAGGAAUCUCCAAAAUGGGAUCCUCCACACAUGGCCCCCAGCCCGUGUCUGGAUGGUACAGCCCAGAUCGGCCUUGUGGUGCAGUCCUUUCAAAUGUUUGUUUCAAGUGGCCCCCUUUUCUGUAGGAACAAUGGUUUUGGGAAUGUGUGGAAUGUUUGAAGGGCACGUGAAUGUCUGUUUCUCAAACUUGAAGAACCGUCUUGAAGAUUGUGCGAGGAAAAGAACUUGAAUAAGAGCAUUGGGCCUUGCUGAAAACCAAAAGGAAAUGUAUGUGGUGAUGCGUCGUUGUCGUUGUUUAAAAAGCGGUCUCCUUAACAUGCAGAAUCCCAGAGGGAGUGCUUUCUGCAUAAGCCGUGCUGCAACGAAGCGUUGCAGCAUGCGAUGUCCCCAGCCCCAUGCGCCCCUGCCUGUGCUGAGAAUCAACCGUGGUAGUUCUGUGUUCCAUUUAGUGUCUUAAAGUUUUGAAUGAGUUUUCUCUUCGUAAGAUGGAAUCGUGAACUUAAAAUGGGAAAGGCAAGGGAACAGAAUGAAUCCUGCAUUUAUUUACCAGGUUCAGGUGACCCGUCCCCCACCCCAGAGUUGAAAAAGCAGGCUGGAGUGAAACCUGCUCCCCCACCCCCUGGUGGCCUCCUGGACUACAACUCCCAUAAUCCCCAUCCAGUAUAGCCAUUGGCUGAAAGGGAUCCUUUGCCUCCUUUUUCCAUGCCAGAACCGCAUUGGGAAGGUAGCCUUCUAUUCUGGAACCGUGUUUUUAUAGAAGUGUUUUAGCUUUGGGAUUUCUUUUUCUUGUCAGCUUUUCUGCUCCAAUGGAAAGUUGCAGGAUCUGAAAUGCAGAAUUGGUUGGCUAUGUUCUCCAUUACCAGAAAAUCACGUUUCCCUGCUGAGAGUGUGCAUUCACAGAGCCCCUUCCUUCCGUUUUUGGGAGAGCGCUUCCUCUCCAUGGCCAGUUUUCCUGAUCUUGACUGUGUAGGGCUGAAAUAUCACGAGUCCCUACCAGGCGGCGAUUCCCAGGUCCUGUGGGAACUGUGGGGGAGCAGCUAGCCCACCCCCCGGGGGCCGAUGCCCUCCGUGUCCACAGUCUCCGGUCCGUGCGGCAGCAGAACUGCCAGCUCUAGGACGAGGCUGCCCGUCACAUCUCUGCAUGAGUCCAGGGGCUCCCAUAGCAGUGACUCACACAGGGAGUCGCAGAAGCAGGGCUCCUCUGAAGGCAAGCGAUGGCUUGCUUUUGCGCACACACGUAAGCUUUAGAGAGCGAGCAUCUCAACAGCCGUUGAGAAGAAAGGAGUCAGCAGGUAUUUGGGAAACCCAGACCAAGGGGGCAUGACACCUACCACUGUGCCGCUGCAUAUUGAAUGUUCAAUAAAAACUUUGUUUUUUAAAACUGAUUUUCUUUCUUUAAGCCUCCGAUUAAUUUCGACCAAAUCUUAUCUCUCCUCCCCCAAGUCGUGUGUUUAAAAAAUGACCAUUGAUUAUCUUCUAGUGAUAAGCAAUAGCUUCUGUUAAAAGGUAUUUUCUGGGGAGAAAAUAUGAAAGAACUUAUUGCUAUUAGGGCUGGAAAACUUGAUGACUAGGAACUUGAUGCAUGCAACGAGCAAUUUGAAAUGCUUCCCAGCCCCAGAUGUUCAGAUGGGGAUGGUUGAUAUCAUUUUGUCUUGUUUCUUUCGUUCUUUCUCUGAAUUUUAAUUCUUAUUUCCAUGUAAUUUCAAGCCUGUUUUUCUUUUAUUUAUGAACACUCUUGAGACUUUAAAACAAUAAUGCUAUAAUGGGUCAAUGAGAGAAGAUCUUUGUUAUAUUCAUCUAGGUUGAAAUAGCUGCCUCUCCGCUCCAUUCUUCCCUUUCCUAGCAACGUAUGAAGAAUUGUACCAGAGUAUUAAAUGAAAUGUAAUAUUUUAUUGAGAAAAAAGAAACUCAACCUUUUCCUUUAAAAGGAAUACGUAUAAAAUGUCAUUGCUUUUUACGUGAAUAAUGUCUGUGCCCCCAGUGUGCUCCCCCCCACAUUUAGCAAGAGCCGGAGUCGGAGCCCCCCCGUGCCAGUAAAUGCCUAGCAAAGCCGGAGGGCUCGCACACCGCAGAAGGGCUUCGUCGGACUGCCCACGGUGUUUCAAAGCAACUCAUCUGCUGCCUUUUUUUACCCUCACAUUCUGUAGGCCAUUUUUGCCAGUGUCAACAUGUGACAUUCAAAGGGCAAACAAUAGAUCAUGUAUAGAAAAAUUCGUGAUUGUCUUUUCCCGCCUGUAUUUAUGGGUGUUGAGUCUGGCUGCAUUGCUGGCUAUGCUGUGUGUUGUUGUUUUUUUAAUUGCUCCAAGGCUUAUUAUCAGAGUAAAAGCAUUAUUUGUAAAACAUCUGAACUUAAAAAAGGAAUAAAAAACCCAUUUUCUUAA
This is a messenger RNA of Varanus komodoensis (Komodo dragon), 7687 nucleotides long. It is a transcript of the gene PTPN11, whose product is annotated as protein tyrosine phosphatase non-receptor type 11. Gene Ontology annotation, molecular function: protein tyrosine phosphatase activity. Gene Ontology annotation, biological process: protein dephosphorylation. The record is from RefSeq and is a predicted model, not a curated record. Bases 139 to 1923 code for a protein of 594 amino acids. The transcript has 16 exons. NCBI's taxonomy places the organism in Eukaryota, Metazoa, Chordata, Lepidosauria, Squamata, Varanidae.